Aspergillus tanneri is the source of this 339-nucleotide messenger RNA. RefSeq lists its product as uncharacterized. The record is from RefSeq and is a predicted model, not a curated record. Lineage: Eukaryota; Fungi; Ascomycota; Eurotiomycetes; Eurotiales; Aspergillaceae. The coding region runs from base 1 to 339 and encodes 112 amino acids. The transcript has a single exon.
AUGGCCUGCCAUCCGAGACCCGAUUCUAUGAUCCAAUCAUCCCUACUAGGUACCGUUGCAGGAUUCCAGGAACCUCUUCCCCGAGGCCCGGGGCCUACACUAGUGACCAUCGGCAGCAAGCAACCCGCCUUGGCUGCCGUCUAUCGUCAAGACAACCUUGAACCAUUUUUUGUGCCACUGCCUACUGCCUAUAGCGGUAGAGCCUGUAAGUGUAAUGUGGUGUGGUAUUCCCCGUAUAUUGUAGGAAUAGGUAGUGCGAUCCUUGAGCUGGCAGGAUGCUCAACGCUGGAGUCGGUGAAGGGUCGAAUGAGUUCUGGUCCCAUCUCGUCUCUGAAAUGA